GUUAUACUAGGCAAUUGCAAAUUGCUGAUUGUUUGUGCUAUUAUUGUCUAUUUCAACAGCAUUUGGCAACUGCGCCCUUGUAUUUAUUUACAUUCAACCUGCACAUGUAAGUGGGCGGCGAACAUUACAACAUAGGAAAACCAAGAUGAUGUGCAGUACUUUUGAACUGCUUUACAAAAUGAUUGUAAAGAUUGUAUUUGUAUGCAUAAUUUGCGGCCUAACACACGCCUCUAAUAAUGGAAACAGUCUUACGGAAAGCCACAGUUUCUCAAUUGAUUACGCAAAUAAUCAGUUCGUCAAAGAUGGAAAACCCUUUCGAUAUGUUUCUGGAGCCAUGCACUAUUUUCGUGUUCCAGUCCAUUAUUGGCCUGAUCGGAUGAAAAAAAUGAGGGCUGCUGGAUUGAAUGCAUUGGAAACGUAUGUGGAAUGGGUGUCACAUGAACCACAACCAGGGUCAUAUGUGUUUGAGGGGAAUUUAGAUAUUGAAUCCUAUUUCCGUUUGGCUCAGAAUUUCAACCUUAGUGUAAUCCUGAGGCCAGGCCCAUUCAUUGAUGCUGAAAGAGAUAUGGGGGGUUUACCAUUCUGGCUCAUGACAGUUGAUCCUUCCAUCAAGUUGCGCACAAUGGAUAAAAGUUACGUGUCCCGCGUUGAGAAAUGGUUUUCUGUGCUACUUCCUAGAAUCAAACCUUACCUCUAUAACAAUGGAGGUCCAAUUAUCACUGUUCAAGUAGAAAACGAAUAUGGUAGCUAUUCGGCAUGCGACAGAGACUACACAAAUUGGCUGAGAGAUCUAAUUCGAAAACAUCUCGGCAAUAAUGUUGUGCUCUUCUCUACUGAUGGCGAUGGCGAUGGUUAUCUCCAGUGUGGAAAAAUACCCGGAGUUUAUGCAACUGUAGAUUUUGGCGCUGGUGCAAAUGCACAGGAAGCUUUUAAGCCGCAACGUCAUUUUGAGCUUGGCGGCCCAAGAGUGAAUUCUGAGUUCUACCCUGGAUGGUUAGAUUUGUGGGGAGAACCACAUUCGAAGGUUGACAAACAAGAUGUGGCUAAAACGCUGGACGAUAUGCUUGCGCUGAAUGCAUCAGUUUCAAUGUACAUGUUUCACGGAGGAACCUCGUUCGGAUUUACCUCAGGUGCAUUACCUUCCAAUACCUACACACCUUGCAUUACGUCGUACGACUAUGAUGCGCCAUUAAGCGAAGCUGGAGAUCCAACUGAAAAAUAUUUUAGCAUAAGGGAUGUAAUAUCCAAGUACUUGCCUUUACCAGAUUUUCCGUCUCCUGUUCCGAAUGCUAAGGCAGCCUAUGGAUUUGUCCAUUUGCAUUACGUAGCAAAUCUGUGGGAUGUGUUGUCCACUCCAAUCGCUGGUCCUUUUGUGCGUUCUGUUCAUCCGUUGACGUUUGAAGCUUUAGGGCAAGCUAACGGCUACGUCUUAUACUGCACAAAGUUGCACGGCCAUUUUCCUGAUCCAGCUCUUUUGGAAAUGAAGGGCUUAGCCGAUCGGGCUUAUAUCUAUAUUGACAUGGAAUUUGUCGCAUUGUUAUCUCGAAGCGGAUCACUCUUUUCAAUUCCAGUCCAAGCCGCUGACAGCCAGAAACUCUGCAUUUUGGUAGAAAAUCAAGGAAGAAUCGCCUACGGUUCCGGUAUAAAAGACUUCAAGGGACUAACAAGCCAAGUGACAAUUAAUGGUCAAGUCCUGGUGGACUGGACUCAUCACCCUUUGCCUUUUAACGAGACGGCCAGAUUGGAUUGGCUGAACAAGCUUGAAAAAAAAAAGGCUUUCCCAGCCAAAGGAACUUUGUCUUUGUUCAGGGGAUCGUUUGCUAUCCGACGCAAUGAAUCCGAGAUGGCCGAUACUUAUCUUAGUUUAUCAGGAUGGCAUAAGGGCGUCGUAUUCUUGAACGGCGUUAAUCUUGGUCGUUACUGGCCGGUGCAAGGCCCACAAGUAACUCUCUAUGUUCCAAAAUACUUUCUACGAGCCUGGCCGUCGAAGAAUCGUCUGAUUAUCCUAGAACAGGAUUACUCACCUUGUAAUGAACAUGCACUGGAAUGCAUAGUCGAAUUUGUCGCAAAACCAGUUCUAGAUGGCGACACGCCCGCCAAGAAAAGCUCUAUCAAACUUUUUAAGAAGCACGUUUAAAAAGAACGCAAUUCCUUCGGUCAAAGUCAUUGCUGAAAUCAACGUUCCGGUUUGGGCAUUUGCGAGUUCAACCAAAAAUUUACUUCUGCCCUGGAUUAAAGUCAAAAGUUUUUGAUGCGUAAAGAUAAUGUAAAAAUUUAAAAACUAACUUUCUUAUCGUAGUGCUGUUCCUGGAUUUAUCCCAUAUCGUAAACUUUUAAAGAUUUUGUUUAAACGUGAAAAAUGCAAUGCACAGUUGAAAAUUUCA
This is a messenger RNA of Daphnia carinata, 2384 nucleotides long. Its product is annotated as beta-galactosidase-like. Gene Ontology annotation, molecular function: beta-galactosidase activity. Gene Ontology annotation, biological process: carbohydrate metabolic process. The transcript has 12 exons. Gene Ontology annotation, cellular component: vacuole. Lineage: Eukaryota; Metazoa; Arthropoda; Branchiopoda; Diplostraca; Daphniidae. Bases 146 to 2137 code for a protein of 663 amino acids. The record is from RefSeq and is a predicted model, not a curated record.